AUGGCGUCCAAGGCGUUCGCGCUGUUCCUGGCCGUGAACCUGGUGGUGCUGGGCGUAGCCAGCGCCUGGACGUGCCCCCCGCCGCCGCCCACGCCGACGCCGCCCACGCCGACGCCGACGCCGACGCCGCCGGCGCCGACGCCGACGCCGCCGGCGCCGACGCCGUCGUCGUCCGGCACGUGCCCCCGCGACGCGCUGAAGCUGGGCGUGUGCGCCAACGUGCUGGGCCUCAUCAAGGCUAAGGUGGGAGUGCCGCCCGCGGAGCCAUGCUGCCCGCUGCUGGAGGGGCUCGUCGACCUGGAGGCCGCCGUCUGCCUCUGCACCGCCAUCAAGGGCAACAUCCUCGGCAUCAACCUCAACCUGCCAAUCGAUCUCAGCCUCAUCCUCAACUACUGCGGCAAGACCGUGCCCACCGGCUUCAAGUGCUGA
Miscanthus lutarioriparius is the source of this 429-nucleotide messenger RNA. Lineage: Eukaryota; Viridiplantae; Streptophyta; Magnoliopsida; Poales; Poaceae. The record is from the annotation of a GenBank genome assembly.